Drosophila takahashii is the source of this 1893-nucleotide messenger RNA. It is a transcript of the gene az2, whose product is annotated as az2. Gene Ontology annotation, molecular function: RNA polymerase II cis-regulatory region sequence-specific DNA binding; DNA-binding transcription factor activity. Lineage: Eukaryota; Metazoa; Arthropoda; Insecta; Diptera; Drosophilidae. Gene Ontology annotation, biological process: regulation of transcription by RNA polymerase II. The record is from RefSeq and is a predicted model, not a curated record.
GUUAUCGAUACAUGGUGUUGUUGGCAUUGGAAUCUUUUUGUUUGUAAGCAAACCAUGGUGAUUUGCGGGAAUAUCCUGGCCAGGGACAACUACGAGCACUUUGUAUUGACGUGUGCGCACCAAAAUGAUUGCCUCGUGGAGAUGGAAUUCGAGCGGUGGGCGGAGUUCAUCCUGCACAUCAAGCAGCACCUGGGGACGCAUCCCAAAACGGAGGAGGACCUGUCUGCCUGCGAAUUCCUUUCGGAAAGCGCCGAAAGCGAGUGCGGUGUUUCGCCGGCCAAGAUCUUCAUAAUGGAGGAGCCACCGGAAGAUUGCCUGGCCGAGGAAAUGUUCGUUGACCUGCCCGCUUCCGCUUCAUCUUCCUCCGAGGACGAGAGCGCCAGCGAAGAGGAGGAGGAUGACGAGGUGGACUGCCCCUCAAUGGCAGUCGACUGCCAACUGGGCACCAGCAAUUCCACAACCUUCGCUCCCCUUUCCAAAUUCAAUCCCACGUUUUACCGACGCAGUCCACGGAUCACCCAGUUCAUCGAGCUGUACAAGCGGCACACCUGUCUCUGGGAUCCGGCUGAUGAGUCCUACAAGAACAGGCAGGUGCGCACAGCUGCCUACGAGGAUUUGCUGGAGCAACUAAAGGCCACCGUUAAUCUUAACCUGACGCCCUACAAGCUGAAGAAGUGCAUCACCAGUCUGCACGCCCAGUAUGCGGCGAUUUCGCGGCAGAUGAAAACCCAGAAACUGACCAAGGUUCCACUGUAUUACCAUGGGAAAUACGGCUUUCUGGCAGAGCGCGCCGGUCUGGAAGAUGCAGACAGCGAUGAGGACGAAGGCGAUGGCAAAAUAAAGCUAGUGUUCACGGAGGAGAAUCGACUGACCACUCUGUUCAUUGACCUGUACUCCAAGUUUCCCCAUCUUUACGAUCCGGCGCACAAGUACUUCUCCAAUCUGAGUGAACGCAAGUCGUCGCUCAUAGAGAUCACAGACCUGCUGACUGCGGAGAUGUCGCUGGGUCUGAUCACGCACUACGAUGUGUACGACAGUAUUCAGAGCAUGCGGCAGUGGUAUUCGCGACGGAUUAAAACCCUCACCGACGUGCAAUCGGUGGGUCUAUCCCUGGCCGAGAAGCGCUACAUAGAGCGCUGCAAGAGCUUCAUGCCCACCAAAUCAUUCCGCCAAAAGCUCAAAUGUGCUGUUUGCGAGAACGCCUAUAGCACAGAUCACGCCCUGCAGGCCCAUCAGUUCCGGGAUCACAAAAUGGGCGAGGGAGGCUGGUUUCGGUGCACGUUGUGCGAGCUUAAUUUCGACCGAAGGUGCCACCUGCAGCAGCACAUUCAGCGGGUGCACAUGAGCAAGGCGUUUGCCUGCGACAUCUGCGCCCGGAGCUUCGCAUUCGGCAACCAGCUAGCCGUCCACAAACGCACCCACGACGAGAAGCACGUGGCCAAGCCGUUCGUCUGCGAGUUCUGUGGCAAGUCCUUCAAACAGAAGAUCCAAAUGACAACCCACGUGACGGCGGUGCACACCAAGAUCCGGGCCUUCAAGUGUGACAUGUGCCCUAAGGACUUUCUGACCAAGCGCGACCUCAAGGACCACGUGAAGGCGCACCUGAACAUCCGCGACAAGGUGUGCGAGGUCUGCCAAAAGACCUUUACCAAUGCCAACGCCCUGGUCAAGCACCGGCACAUUCACAAGGAGAAGACCCUGCAGUGCGCCCUGUGCACGACGCGUUUUUCGGAGCGGGUUAGUCUGGGCGUCCACAUGCGACGCACCCACAAGAUCAUUAAGAGCUCUUCCAAGGUGGCGGAAACGGCAGGCGAUGCCAUUUUUGCGCAAACAUUCCCCAAGCCCCAAGACAUUUCCAACAAAUAAAAGAUAUUUACAAAUAGGUAUUAUACG